AUGAAUAAGAAGGUAUUAUUUUUAGAUGAACCAGAUUGUACUGAGCAAGCUUUGAAAACAUUUGAAAAGAUCGAUUCAUGUAUUUAUACAAAGAGCCAUUUAGGGAUUUCCAGUAAUGAAUUUAUGGAAUGUGAUUGUGUGGAAAAUUACUCUGAUGGUGUGAAUCAUUCCUGUGAUGAAAAUUCAGAUUGUAUUAAUAGAUUAACUUUAAUAGAAUGUGUUAAUUCUAAAUGUAAUUAUUGUGGUGAUAAUUGUCAAAAUCAAAGAUUUCAAAAACAUGAAUAUUCCAAUAUUUCCAUUUUCCAAACUGAAAUGAAAGGAUUUGGUGUUCGAGCAAAUGAAAAUCUUGAAAUUAAUCAAUUUAUUUAUGAAUAUAUCGGCGAAGUCAUAGAUGAUGAUGAGUUUCAUAAAAGAAUGAUUAAUUAUGAUCAAAGAGGCGAAAAACAUUUUUAUUUUAUGAUGUUAAAGAGUGGAGAGUUUAUAGAUGCCACUGAAAAGGGUAAUUUGGGGAGAUUUUGCAACCAUUCUUGUAAUCCAAAUGCUUAUGUAAAUAAAUGGUUAGUUGGUGAUAAAUUGAAAAUGGGGAUUUUUGCGAAGAGACCUAUUGAUAAAGGUGAAGAGAUUACAUUUGAUUAUAACGUUGAUAGAUAUGGUGCUUCUCCACAGAAAUGUUAUUGUGGUGAAGCAAACUGUUUGGGAUUCCUUGGUGGUAAGACUCAAACCGAUGCAGCUCUCUUACUACCACAAAUAUAUGCACAAGCAUUAGGAGUUAAUAGGUCGAUGGAAAAAAGAUGGAUAAAAGAUAAUAAAAUAGAUGUUAAAGCGAUCAUUAAUGUAACUAUAUCAAACGAUAAUAUAAAUAAAGAAUUUGUGGAACAACUUGACGUCCAACCCUGUGAUUCAGGUAGUGAUAUUACAAAAGUAAUGAGUGUCUUGCUACAAUUAGAAGAUAAUUCGAAUAUAAUAUUAUUAGCAGAAAAGUUAUUAAAGAGGAUUUCCCCAUUAAAUAAAGAAGAGAAUAGAGAAUUGAUUCAACAAGUAAUUAAAUUACAUGGUUAUAAAUGUUUUUCAAGGUUACUUCCAAUAUUUAUUAAGCAUAAUGAAAUUAAUUUGAUUGAAACAGUUCUAAUAAUAUUAAAUAAUUUGCCAAAAACGACAAGAAAUGGUAUUAUUAAUAGUAAUCUGGUUGAUCGUAUAAAUGACAUAGAGGAAAAAAUUCCUGAACUAUCAAAUAUAUGCAAUCAAUUAAUUGAAAAAUGGUCCAGUUUUGAGAUGUAUACUCAGAUUACCAAAAAUGAAAUUAAACGAUCUUCUUCAUCACUGUCAUCAUCAUCUAACCUAGUAAAAAACGGUACUUCAACCAAAUUUGAUUCAAGAAAUGAUAAAGAUUUUAGAAAAGUUCGAUUACCUCCUGGAUGGGAAAUAUUACAAGAAAAUGGUAGACCAGUUUAUUAUAAUGCCAAACAACAAACAAAAUUGCAUUACCCACCAGCUGGAAUAACGAAAGUCUUUUCACAAAAUAAUUUAGAUUCCCAUAGUCAUAAUUAUCAUAAUCAUCAUCAUCAUAAUGGUAAUAUCAAUAAUAAAAAACGUUUAUACUCACAUACAAUAUCUGAUAAAAGUGAAAAUAUGAACGGGAAUAACAAUAAUACUAAUGGUGGAGUUCUUAGUGAAGAAGAACUUAAAAGAAGAAAACAGGAGAGAAUAGAAAAAGAACGUAUUGCAUUGGAGAGGGCUAAAACCAAAGAAAUUCAAGAAUUAAAAGCUAAUUUACAACUCGAACAUGAAAAGAAAAAUGAAUUAGAGAGAAUUAUUGCACAUGCACUACAGAAGAAGCCAAAUGUAAGUACUGUAACACCGAAAUCUCCAGGAACACCAAAUAUAACAAAUGGUUCUAAUGGAUCUGUGCCUACCCCUCAUAAUGAUACUGUGCAUUCUAACGUUGAAAAGCCUAUAAGCACUGAAGAUGAAAAAUUAAUUAGAACUUGGAAUAAAUUCUUUGCAAUGAUUGUUCCUAACAUGUUGAAAAAAUAUGAGAAAGAAAAUCAUUUGAAACAUUCAACAGCUAAGAAUCUAUCAAGGGAUAUUGUUAAAAUUCUAACAAAGAAGGAAGUACAGCAUAAUAAUAACCGUAGUCCACCGGCUGAAAUUACAAAGGAUAAAAAACUAAAAGUGUAUAAAUUCGUAAAUGGUUAUAUGAGCAAAUGGUUCUUAAAAGAGCGUAGGAACCACAAUUAA
Molecule: messenger RNA, 2238 nt
Organism: Henningerozyma blattae CBS 6284
Lineage: Eukaryota; Fungi; Ascomycota; Saccharomycetes; Saccharomycetales; Saccharomycetaceae
Gene: SET2
Product: histone methyltransferase SET2
Exons: 1
Coding region: 1-2238 (745 amino acids)
Biological process (GO): regulation of DNA-templated transcription
Cellular component (GO): nucleus; chromatin; chromosome
Molecular function (GO): histone H3K36 methyltransferase activity; protein binding
Source: RefSeq, a predicted model, not a curated record